ACUUUUGGUUUCAGUAUGACACAUACUCUUAACACCAUUUGGUUACUGUUUCAGAUUUUGUAGCUUUCUCCAAAGUUUUGACCUUUCGUCUACAAAACUAUAUUCAUGACGUUUACAUAGUUAAAGAGUGAGUUUUUAAGAGAUGGUGAGUCGCGUCAUUUCUCAACGGUUCAGGUUCCUUAGGUGCAAAGUUUGUAUAUUAAUCACUCAAAGAGCCAAAUCUUGGGACAGAGUUCGUGGGAUUUUCAAAAGGUUUAACUUUUCCCCAUCUGGUAAACGAAGAAGACAAGUUUAUUGGAGAGACACUAAACCUGUUCGACGAAAUGCCUCUAAGAGUUUUUGUACUGUGAGAAUGUAGAAGAGACGCGUGACUUUGUGUUUACGUUUGGCUUGUAGUAUAAAAAGCGGCUACGUCAGCUCAAACGUCUUUGUAUAAAAGACUACUUAGUACAUAUAGAAAGUCUCUCUCUUUCUCUUUCUCUCUCUCUCCCUGAAACGAGAAGAUGAAGAUCAGAGAUUCGUGUUUGUACUGUAGGUCGUCUCUCUUUUGGAGGAUCACUGUGUAAUUCCCUCUUUUAUUUAAUGAAAAGGUAUGAGUUAAAAAAAAAAAAAAAAAAAAAAAAAAAAAAAAAAAAAGAUCAGAGAUUCGAUUGAAGAUACAAACGAAGCAGAAGAAAGUGAUACGUGUAUGAAGAAGAAGAUGAGUCCUGAAUCUUCGAUCUUUUCAACUAUUCUUACUGAUAUUGAAGAGAAUCCAACGAUAUUGCAGAAACAGAGUAAUUUGAGCGGUGAAUUUUCAGUCUUUUCAACAAUUAUCACUGUUGGUGAUGAAGAGAAUCCAACGAUACCGCAGAAGAAGUUGAAGAAGAGCCGAAGAAGAGGAUCAAUGAAGAAGACCCCAAUUGACUUCUCUUGUACGGUAUCACAAAACCUAACUCAUUCAGAUUUAGUCGGCAUUCUUAAUGAAGAACUAAAGAUUCUGAGAUCUGAAAUAGAGAUCAAAGGUCAAAAAAGUGAUCAAUUUGUGUCUUGUGAUUCUGAUCACGUUAGAGAAGAAUGUGAUUUUGUGGAAGAGGGGAAAGUGGAACAACGUGAAGAAGUUAAGUUUCUUGCGGAUGAGGUUAUAGAAUGGCUCUUAAGAGAUGAGAUAGUAGAAUCCGAAAUCUCUACUGAUGCUGAAGAUUCGGUGUGCAAAGUAGAUGGUAACAUUCUUGGGACUUUUGAUGGGAUGUUGUCAACUAUGCUUGGAGAUGAAGAUACAGGGCCUUGUGGUGGGAUUGAUGAGUUUAUUGAGAAUAUGUUAGAAGAGAUUGAGAAAGAUGGAAGUUACUUAGACUGGAUUAAAGAUAGUUAUGUGUUUGGAGGGUUGCUUGAGAAUCUGAUAAGAGAUAGAUUCAGAGAGAAAGCUGAGAAAGAAGAGAAGGAGAUUUCUUCUUGGAUCUCUAAUGGAGAACCUGAAGUUGAUGAAACUGGAGUUGCAGAAGAAGAGAAGGAAGAAAAAAUGGAUGUUAAGGAGACGAAGAAGAAGCUGGCUUCAAUGGUGGUCAAAAUGGAGUGGACUGAACAAGAAUCAACUGUGACUAAACGUGAUUGUUUCGGGUAUAGACAACGGUUGUAUUUGAUUGAGAAACUGACAAAACGACAUGAGGAUCUGAUGAAGAUGAGAAGAAAAGCUGUUAGAUUUGGAAUGGAGCUUUCGUUUCUUGUGGCGGAAUUUAUGUUUUUGAUACCUAAUGAGAUUCUUGCUGGUGAAACUGGAGAUUACAGUAUCUGUACAAAGCUAUUUGGGGUUAAUGAAGAUGAUAAGGGUACAAGUGUAAUCAUAGGAAAGCUCGAGGCAGUCUUUGAAAUAGUGAUUUGGAAGAAGGUAAGCAAGGAACAUGAUGUGGACCUUCCUGAAUCUAUUUUUCGGUAUGAUGAUUUCAUUCGUCUUUGCGCAGAUGCAACUCAAGCCUUGGGAAAGAUUGUUUGGGAUCUGAAAGGGAAACACUGUGAAAGACUCAAGCUUUCUGAUUUGGAUUUUCUGUUUGAAGAUUGCCAAAAAGUGUUGAUGAAGAUAGAACUGAAGCUAGCAGAGAUGAAGCAAUGGGUUUACAGAUCGGUUUCUGCGGAUUAUGAGUCGUUUUCGAAGUCAGAAAGGUCUGAUAGUUUUCUCAGAAUAAAGCUCAUGAAGAGGGUCAUAGCUGAUAACAGAUAUGGGAGAUCAGUGAUUGGAUCUUACUUAGUAGAGAUAUGGCAGUCUCUGUUUCAAGCAGAGGCAUUACAGGAGCUGUGAAUGAUUCGAAGCAUGAUUCUGGAUCUCUACUGUUCUUGGACCACAGAAUUUUUUUGUGCACUUUGAUUGGUACAUUUUGUGUAAAGUUUUUUUGCUCUAGAAAUCAAAACGAUGUAGGUGUUUAGUUCUUACACACGCUUUAUACGAAUGCUAAGAAUUUUCGCAUAUUGUAUCAUCACAAGUUAUCGAAAGCAAAAAAGCUACCCGCUAAGAACCAAUCCGCCCACUCUGAGUAAAAACCACAGAACCACGAGUCUUGUGACCGGCAAUGUUCUGUGGUGUUGCCUUGGAGGUUCGUGUACUCGUCUUGAACACGUCAAUGAAAAUAUCACGUUGGUUAUUACUAUAGCCACAACAAGAAUCGAACCUUGGAGUUUCUCAAGCUCAACAAGGAGUUUUAAACCUAGCUUUGAAACAAUCAUAAACUCCCAAAGAAUAAAGAACACAACAACUGUAUCUGCCAGAAAUGUGGAAACCUUGUGUAACAUGAAUCCAAUUUGUGGCAUACAUAGUCUAAAACACUCAGACAAAGGGUUAGAUCACCUUUGAAGAUUAAAUUUUUAAGUUAGCUUUUAAAUCAAGUGAUAACAAGGAUAAGCAACAUUACCCUAAAAAGAGUUAA
This is a messenger RNA of Arabidopsis lyrata subsp. lyrata, 2897 nucleotides long. RefSeq lists its product as uncharacterized. Bases 689 to 2275 code for a protein of 528 amino acids. The record is from RefSeq and is a predicted model, not a curated record. The transcript has a single exon. NCBI's taxonomy places the organism in Eukaryota, Viridiplantae, Streptophyta, Magnoliopsida, Brassicales, Brassicaceae.